Striga asiatica is the source of this 720-nucleotide messenger RNA. The record is from the annotation of a GenBank genome assembly. NCBI's taxonomy places the organism in Eukaryota, Viridiplantae, Streptophyta, Magnoliopsida, Lamiales, Orobanchaceae.
AUGAAGGACGAGCUGGAAGCCAAGUCGGAAAUAUCAGAAAAAGUAUCCGAACUCACUGAAGAUCUGAAGGAGGAGGUGGCGGAAUUGAAGGCCCGUUGUACGGAACUCGAGACUGAAAAAAACCGGACUAAGGAGCAAAUAGUUGAGCUGAAGGAGGAGGUGGCGGAAUUGAAGGCCCGUUGUACGGAACUCGAGACUGAAAAAAACCGGACUAAGGAGCAAAUAGUUGAGCUGGAAGAGUCGUCCCUGUGCAAGUUAUCUGAGAAGGAUUAUGAGGUGGCGGAAUUGAAGGCCCGUUGUGCGGAGCUCGAGACUGAAAAAAGUCGGACUAAGGAGCAAAUAGUCGAGCUCGAUCAGAUUCUUAAGACUGAAGAAAAAAAGACUAAGAAGCUCAAGGAGCAAAUAGACUUGCUGGAGAAUAACCGAGACAAUUUGCUGGCCGAUUUUGAGAAAACCAAUCAGAUGGCUUCUCAAGUUGUGACCGAGCUGGAGGUUACUAAGCAAAAUGAAAAAUCACUCGAGACGAAGCUUAGUUCGGUGGCCAAAAAGCUUUCAAAUACAGAAGCUAGUUUCAAUGCAAAGAAAACUGACUUGGAGAAUAAAUUGAAGAAGAACCAAGAACUGUUGGAAAAAGAGGAGAAAUUGAGCUCCCAACUACAAACUCAAGUGAAUGUUCUUGACAGCCAAGUGAAUGAUCUUAAGGAGAAGUUGCACAAAAAG